AGAGACAAUUCUGACGUCGCCAGCCUGGUAUAUAUGGUGGAGGAGAAGGCAAAAUGUUCAUGCAGAAUCCAUGCACUUCAGUUCAGGUUCUAGUAUCAAGCUUUUUCAAGGUCGGAAGGAAAGAAUCACAGCCAAAAACGAGCACCUGGUGUGGGACGUCGGAAGGCUAUGUUGCUGUCAAUGUUGAUGCUAAUUGCUACUGUAAAUACUGUAUGAUGUAAACUUGGGAUCAGGAGAUGUGAGCUUGGGAUCCAGAGCUUCGGGGGUGGUGAUCAGAGAUGGCAAGGGACGGUUUUUGGCGGCAAAGGUUAUCCCUUUCGCUCUUGAUGCUGCUUCAGCGGAAGCCCAGCCGGUCCUUGAUGGCAUACAUCUAGCUAAUCGUGUCCCUCAACUUCAAGUCUGUUGCAACCUAUUGAUUGUGAUACAUAUAGCACUAGUUAAGCGCAGUGUUCAUGUCAGAUAUUCCAUAUGGAAGUCGCAGAACCAUCUUACCAUCUAUAUAUCUCAACAAAGCCAACUCUAUUAUAACGUGAGUUGAAAUGGAGACGACUUACCCGGAAAAGAAAAGAAAAGAAAUGGAGACGACCGCCAGCAAGAUGGUGAAGCCGGUGUACUCGGCGCCGCACCCGCUCGCAGGCGAGAUGAUCCCGCUGACGCUCUUCGACCGCGCCGCCAUGGACACCUUCGUUUCCCUCAUCCUCGUGUACCCCGCGCCGACUCCGUCCAACGAGGCGCUCAUGGAGGGCCUGCGCAGGGCUGUCGCGCCGUACCCUCACCUGGCCGGACGGCUCGCCGUCGACCGCUCAGGCAGGCGUUCCAUCCACCUCAACAACGACGGCGUGCUUGUCCUGGACGCCGAGGUCCCUGUCGAUAUGGCGAGCGUGGUCGCCGACUGCUGCUUUACCGCCACCACCGAGGGCCUGUACCCUGCACUGCCGCCGCCGGGGGAGAACAUCGGGGCGGCGCUGCUGCAGAUCAAGCUGAACCGGUACAAGUGCGGCGGCCUCGUGAUCGGCAUCAUCCACCACCACCACGCGGCCGACGGCCACUCCUUCAGCAACUUCCUCACCACCUGGGCCAGCGCAGUUCGCCAAGCCAGCGACUUCACCGCCCCGUCCCCUUCCCUCGACCGCGCGGCGACCGCCGUGCCUCGGAGCGUGCCGACACCGGCGUUCGACCACCGGUGCACCGAGUUCAGCGGAGAAGAAGACGGCUGUCGUAGCUCCUCCUACUCCCACCCCACGUGCAAGAUCAAGAAUCUCACGCUGCGCUUCACGGCCCAGUUCGUCACAGAGCUCAAGGCCCGCGUCGGCGCCCCAUGCAGCACGUUCCAGUGCCUUCUCGCGCACGUGUGGAAGAAGAUCACGGCGGCGCGCCGCCUGAAGCCCGACGAGUUCACGCAGGUCAGGGUGGCCGUGGACUGCCGGGGCAGGGCCAACCAUGCCGUCCCGCCGGACUUCUUCGGGAACAUGGUGCUGUGGGCAUUCCCGAGGCUCCAAGUCCGGGACGUCUUGGGCUGGACCUACGGCGGCGUGGUAGGUGCCAUCCGCGACGCCAUUGGGCGCGUCGACGCCGCGUACAUCCAGUCGUUCGUGGACUUCGGGAGCUUGGCGGACGUGAACCGAGAGGAGCUCGCGGCGACGGCGCCAACCUCCGGCACGAUGCUCUGCCCGGACCUGGAGGUGGACAGCAGUCUGGGUUUCAGGUUCCACCAGAUUGACCUCGGCCAUGGGCCGCCAUCCGCGUUCCUCAUGCCGGACUUGCCCGUCGAGGGGCUCAUGACGUUUGUGCCAUCGUGCUCAGCCAAGGGCGGCGUCGACGUCCACAUGGCCGUCGCCGAGGGUCACGUCGCGGCGCUUGAGCAUAUAUGCUACUCCUUGGACGAAAGAGCUAAACCGAAGUUGUAAAAUGCUGCAUUAGUUUUGAAGGUCGCUUUGCACACUCUCACUAUCUCCAAAGUUUGUGAUUAUUCCA
Triticum urartu is the source of this 1974-nucleotide messenger RNA. Its product is annotated as tryptamine benzoyltransferase 1. The record is from RefSeq and is a predicted model, not a curated record. NCBI's taxonomy places the organism in Eukaryota, Viridiplantae, Streptophyta, Magnoliopsida, Poales, Poaceae. Gene Ontology annotation, molecular function: acyltransferase activity, transferring groups other than amino-acyl groups.